This is a messenger RNA of Elaeis guineensis (African oil palm), 1731 nucleotides long. Its product is annotated as FLUCTUATING-LIGHT-ACCLIMATION protein 1, chloroplastic. NCBI's taxonomy places the organism in Eukaryota, Viridiplantae, Streptophyta, Magnoliopsida, Arecales, Arecaceae. Gene Ontology annotation, cellular component: chloroplast. The record is from RefSeq and is a predicted model, not a curated record.
CCAUCAAUUUCUCUGAUUAUCUUCUGACCCCGUCUUCUACACCGAUGUAACCACCAAGGACCCCAUCCAACAUUUCCACCCAUCCCGCUUCGACGCCCGUGACUCGGCCUUCCAAUCCCACCCGCAGAUCCCUUCAAUCGGUGUUUGCGGUUCAAAACCUCAUCUCCCCGCCGUCGUGGAAACGCGGAAGCGGACGACGACCUUAUCACCCAUGGCCACCGGUUCGAUCCUCGAAACCCCAGUCUUGCUCAGAGAACCGUCCAAAUUUCGGCCUCGCCCUAAUCCUUUCUUCCACAAAUUCCAAUCCCGAUUGCCUCUCUCUCUUCCCACGAGCCAUAAAUUCAUGAGAGUUUCUAUCCAAUCCGUCCCAAAUCCUAUGGCGGCGCUCCGGCCAUGCGCUGCCGCUGCGUACUCCUCCCUGGAGGAGCGGAACAAAUUCGCGAGGGCGGUUCUUGAAACCCUAAGAGCGCUGAGGAAAUCGGCGAUCGCCGUCAUCUUUCUAGGGUUCCUCCUGACGGCCGAUCCACUUCCCGCCCUCGCGGCCUCCGGGGGAAGGAUGGGAGGAAGUGCCUUCUCUUCUUCUUCUCGGUCCCAUUCUUCUUCUUCUUCUUCUCGGUCUCAUUCUUCUUCUUCUUUGCAUUCUUAUUCGAGACCCUCAAUCUCUAGCUUCUCGUACUCUGUUCCGUACUACGCUCCUUCUCCGUUCGGUGCAGGAGGAGGUUUAGUUCGGGCCGUCGGGGUGGGCUUCAACUCGGAGGGUGGAUUCAUCCUCCUUAUGUUUUGUUUUGCGGCAGUUAUUUUGCUGGCUGGAAUUAUUUCGGACCAGAGGGAUGGUGGCAGCGUCCUCGCUGACACCCAGAAGACGAGUGUCCUCAAACUUCAGGUCGGCUUAUUGGGCAUGGCACGGUCACUUCAGAAGGAUCUUGAUCGGAUUGCUGAAACUGCAGACACAUCUACUCCAGAGGGGUUGAGCUAUGUGUUGACAGAGACAACAUUAGCUUUGCUUCGACAUCCAGAUUGCUGUAUUUCUGCCUACUCAUCGGUUGAUGUAAAACGGACUAUAGAAGGUGGGGAGAAACGUUUCAAUAAGCUUUCAAUUGAGGAGCGAGGUAAAUUUGAUGAAGAGACACUUGUCAAUGUAAACAACAUUAAAAGGCGGAAAACAACCAGCCAGAGAUCAAAGGGUUUCAGCAAUGAGUAUAUUGUGAUUACAAUUCUGGUUGCUGCUGAGGGUGUAUAUAAGCUACCUGUUAUUAAUGGGAGUGCAGACUUGAAGGAGGCACUGCAAAAGCUGGCAUCUAUACCCUCCCGUAAAACUCUGGCUGUUGAGGUGCUGUGGACCCCUCAGAAUGAAAAUGAUGCACUUUCAGAGCGGGAGCUGCUCGAAGACUACCCCCUCUUGAGGCCCCUGUAAGGGGAGCUGCUCUGAGCUGCCCUUCAUAGCCAGGUGGUUCAUGUAAAGAAAAAUGUUAAUAGAUAAAUGUGAUCAAAAACUAGGAUAUGCAGUACAUUAUCAAAAAAAAAAAACUAGGAUAUGCAUCUCACAAAACGGGAUUUUUCUAAUGGAGGACAUGCAGAACUCUAUUGACACAGUAAUUUGUUACAAUAUGUUAGGUCCUGGAUCACUGCUAGCAUGCCAGUAAUAUGUGAGUGUAGUCAUUCAUUAUUCUUGGCUUGGUUUUCUUGAUUCUGAAACUCAGCAGCAAUGGCAAACAUGGGGCAACUUGUGCA